This is a messenger RNA of Podarcis muralis (Common wall lizard), 3179 nucleotides long. RefSeq names its product sodium channel epithelial 1 subunit gamma (gene SCNN1G). Gene Ontology annotation, cellular component: sodium channel complex; plasma membrane. Gene Ontology annotation, biological process: sodium ion transmembrane transport. The record is from RefSeq and is a predicted model, not a curated record. Gene Ontology annotation, molecular function: ligand-gated sodium channel activity. Lineage: Eukaryota; Metazoa; Chordata; Lepidosauria; Squamata; Lacertidae.
GAGCCAGCCGCGGCAUCCCGCAGUAGGAGCUGCGCCCUCGCCAGCCUCGCCAUGCAGCCCCAGCCGGCUCUCGGCGUCAACCGCGGCCCCGCAGUGUCGGCCAUUAGCAUGGCGCCUGCCAAGAAGAUCAAGGCCAAGCUCAAGAAGACAUUGCCCGUGACCGGCCCCCAGGCGCCCACCUUGCGGGAGCUGAUGCACUGGUACUGCAUGAACACCAACACCCACGGCUGCCGACGCAUCGUGGUCUCGCGGGGGCGCCUGCGCCGCUUCCUGUGGAUCCUGCUCACGCUGACCGCCGUGGGACUGAUCCUGUGGUACUGCACUCAGCUGGUCCUCAACUACUACAAAGCCUCUGUCUCUGUCACGGUCCAGUUCCACGCACUCCCCUUCCCAGCCGUCACCAUCUGUAACAUCAACCCCUACAAGUACAGUGCCAUCAAGAAACACCUGGCCGAGCUGGACAAAGAGACAGAGAACGCGCUGAGGUCCUUGUAUGACUUUUCUGGAAGUAAUAUCAGGGAGCGCCGUGAUGCUGGUGAUCCUGAGCCAAGUGAGGACAGAAGAUUCCACAGAUACUUUCCCUUGAUGAAUUUAGACAACCUCACACACCAGCAGCCUUUUCCAAAUCCUUCCUCUGGUUCCAAACGGCGCAUGGAGGCCAACAUCAUUUCGGGCGGCUCCAGCAUCGUCAGCGUCAAGAACCCCCAGGAUAUUGUGGGAUUCCAGCUGUGUGACUCCCACAACAAGAGUGACUGUGCCCUUUACACCUUCAGUUCGGGUGUCAACGCCAUCCAGGAGUGGUACAAGCUGCAUUACAUGAACAUCAUGGCCCAAAUCAGUGCUGAAGAGAAAGUGAACAUGAGCUACUCGGCAGAGGAGCUCAUCUUGAGCUGCUUCUUUGACGGCCGUUCCUGCGAUGCCAGGAACUUCACGACAUUCCACCAUCCGAUGCACGGGAACUGCUAUACCUUCAACAGUGGGCAGAACGGAAGCAUCCUGAACACAACCACCGGAGGCAGUGAAUAUGGGCUGCAGGUGAUCCUGUAUAUAAACGAAGCAGAGUACAACCCUUUCUUGGUGACGUCUACGGGAGCGAAGAUAGUGAUUCACGGCCAGGAUGAAUAUCCCUUCAUCGAAGACGUCGGCACUGAGAUAGAGACGGCCACAGCCACCUCCAUCGGGAUGCACUUUACAAAGUCCAAAAGACUCGGCUAUCCAUACAGCAACUGCAAAGAGGACGGGUCUGACGUCAAUGUGAAGAAGCUAUACAAGAACAAAACCUACUCUUUGCAGACCUGCCUCCAUUCCUGCUUCCAGAAUGAGAUGGUGAAAAAGUGCGGCUGUGCCCAGUACGCCCAGCCCCUGCCCGAUAAUGCCGAGUUCUGCAACUACAAGAAAUAUCCAGACUGGAUGUAUUGCUACUACAAACAGCAUGAAAAGUUUGUGAAGGAGCAGCUGGAUUGCCAGGGGAGCUGCACAGAGGCCUGCAGCUUGAAAGAAUGGACCCUCACCACCAGCCUUGCCCAGUGGCCUUCUUCAGCCUCCCAGGAAUGGAUGCUGAAACUUCUGUCAUGGGAUAAAUGGAACAACCGUGGUGAGACCUUUAAAAAGGAAGACCUGGCAAACCUUGUGGUGUUCUACAAAGAUUUGAACGAGAGGGAAAUCAAGGAGAAUCCAGCAAAUGAUCCCGUCAUUCUUGUCUCCAACAUUGGGGGCCAGCUGGGCCUCUGGAUGAGCUGCUCCAUGGUCUGUGUCAUCGAGAUUGUGGAGGUCUUCUUCCUCGACACCAUUUGCAUCAUCCUGCGCCGCCACUGGCAGAAGGCCAAGAAGUGGUGGCGGGGUAAGAACAGGGAGCAAGAGGAGGAGGAGGAGGAAGAAGAGGCAGAGGCAGAGGCAGAAUCAACCCCUCAAAAUGGCCUGCAGGGCCACGACAACCCAGCCUGCACUGCAGACGACGAUGACCUGCCCACCUUCAACACAGCCAUGCGCCUGCCCCUCUCGCUGGAGCACCCACCCCCCAGGACCCCCCCGCCCAACUACAGCACCCUGCGGCUGGCCAGCACCUUUCCAGAGCAGCUGGAUGACACCCUGGAGGUCCGGACAACCAAGUGAUGCCCUUGACCCCAGCAGGAAAGGCCGCUCCUUGGACUAGGCGGCUGGACUUACCCUCUGUCGGGACGAGGGACAGAAGCUGCUUGCCCCAAACAGAACUGCACCUGCUCUGUGCUCUGCCAUUCUGCUAGCCAGACACUUGAUGCCGUUUCUGUAUUAAUUCCCCCUCUGCCCCUUGCUGGGGGCGAGCCAGGCUUUUCACUGGGGCGGCUGCUGUCGCGAUGCUCGGGUGUCCGAGGGCAGUUCCUGUCUGGAGGUGGGAGCUUAGUCCAUGACCUUGGACCCCCAGACAACAGCUGCUGACUCUGUGGCAGAGAGCUGUGACUCCUUAGGGAAAGGACAAGUCCAGCUGCACCUUGACCCUCAGGCACGGAAGAUGGUUGUGGGUUCAGUAAGAUCCAGGUUCCCUUUUGCUGAAGCUGAAAGCAGCUCCCUGGUUUCAGCUGGCCUGGAAGGGAGCUAAGUUCUGCCUUCAAGAUUUUGCCUUUGUCCCAAAGCUGUAAAGGUUGGUUCUGAGAGCACACCUCGCAGAAGGAGCAGCCUUGGCUCUCAAGGGGUGCCUUUUAAUCCUGCUUCUGAAAAGACCUGCAUCCCCAUGCCCAGCUACACCCACACAUGCACCCCCAGCCCUUCCAGGUGCACUUACCGGGGUACAUUUUGCCGCCACCUCCUCCCUUGCAAGGUCCAUCCGCUGGAGAAGCUGGUAAUACUGGGGGGCAGGACACCUCUCAGUGCAAGCAACUGGGAAUCACAUGUGGGGAGAGGGCUGCUGCUAUUGUUGUGCUCAGGUCCUGCUUGCAGGCUCCCCAUAGAGGCAUCUGCCUGGCCGCUGUGAGAAAAGGGGGCUGGACUCCCAACAGGCCCCCUUUCACCUGAUCCAUCACUGCAGGACUCUUUGGAUGCAGAGGCCGUGGCAGAGGUGGCAAGCAGGAAGGAGUGAAAAAAAGACUUGGCUCAUGUGCAAUAUAUGGUGGUGGUGUUUUUAAGCUUAAUAAUUUAACAACCGAGACCAACCCCUGGGAACUGUGGAAGGGGAGAAAUGCCUUUAAUAAAAUAUUUCUAAGGAA